AUAAUUUGUUACUUUUUUUGACACGGCUACUUGAGAAUACGAUUGUUGUAAAAUAAGAAAAUGUCUGGUAGAGGUAAAGGCGGCAAAGGACUCGGCAAAGGGGGCGCUAAGCGUCAUCGCAAAGUGCUCCGCGAUAACAUCCAGGGAAUCACCAAGCCUGCUAUUCGUCGCCUGGCUCGCCGUGGAGGAGUGAAGCGAAUCUCCGGCUUGAUCUAUGAGGAGACCCGCGGGGUGUUGAAGGUGUUUCUGGAGAAUGUGAUCCGGGAUGCAGUCACCUACACUGAGCACGCCAAGAGAAAGACCGUCACCGCCAUGGAUGUAGUGUAUGCUCUGAAACGCCAGGGUCGCACUCUGUACGGAUUUGGAGGGUAAACCAAAACGAUUCCCCGGACUGACCUUCAAACAACAAAUAAACAAAGGCUCUUUUAAGGGCCGCC
Messenger RNA from Acipenser ruthenus (sterlet), 437 nucleotides. Its product is annotated as histone H4. Gene Ontology annotation, molecular function: protein heterodimerization activity; structural constituent of chromatin; DNA binding. The transcript has a single exon. Gene Ontology annotation, biological process: nucleosome assembly. Lineage: Eukaryota; Metazoa; Chordata; Actinopteri; Acipenseriformes; Acipenseridae. The coding region runs from base 61 to 372 and encodes 103 amino acids. Gene Ontology annotation, cellular component: nucleosome. The record is from RefSeq and is a predicted model, not a curated record.